Molecule: messenger RNA, 1415 nt
Organism: Pygocentrus nattereri (red-bellied piranha)
Lineage: Eukaryota; Metazoa; Chordata; Actinopteri; Characiformes; Serrasalmidae
Gene: ctso
Product: cathepsin O
Exons: 8
Coding region: 130-1122 (330 amino acids)
Cellular component (GO): lysosome
Molecular function (GO): cysteine-type endopeptidase activity
Source: RefSeq, a predicted model, not a curated record
GAGAGCUGGUGGACAGUUUGGUGGAGAGCUGGUGGAGAGUUUGGUGGAGCGUUUGGUGGAGCGUUUGGUGGAGAGCUGGUGGAGAGUUUGUGGAGCUGCGGUGUCGCAGGUAAUGAUAUUUUACUGCGAAUGGCUCUCGUAGAAGCAUUUACUCUUUUAUUAUCUUGCCAUUUUCUGCUGGCUCGUUUGUCCAAUGGAGAAUUACUGGAGAUGAAUGAGGUCACAGUAGGAGGAACUUUCAGACGGAGCUCGAGCUUAGAGCAGCACAUUCAGACAUGGAGACACAUUCAGGCCUCAGUGAAAAGGCAGGCCUAUCUGAACUCUCACUCCAUGGACUUUCAGCUACCAGCCAAAUAUGGACUCAACCAGUUCUCCCACCUCUCACCAGGACAGUUCAGAGAUAUUUAUCUCCAAGCUUGGCCUGAGAUUGCUCCCAAAUACAACAUGACCAAUCAUGACCGCCCUAGAUCUGAGCACUACCUUCCGCGGUUUGACUGGAGAGAGCAUGGAGCUGUCGGCCCAGUUCAGAACCAGCAGUCGUGUGGGGGAUGCUGGGCCUUCAGCGUGGUGGCGGCGAUCGAGGCGGUCCGUGUGAAAGACGGAGGAAUGCUGCAGGAUCUGAGUGUUCAGCAGGUUAUAGACUGUGAUUACAAAAGCCAGGGCUGUAACGGAGGGUCCACAAUCUCCGCUCUGGAGUGGCUCAAACAGACUAAAGAGAAGGUGGUGAAUGAGACAGAUUAUCCAUAUAAAGCUGAGACGGGACUGUGCCGGGUUUUCCCUCAGCUCUACGGCGGAGUCUCGGUGAAGGACUAUACUGCGUUUGACUUCAGUGGACAGGAGAAGCUGAUGAAGGAGCGUUUGGUGGACUGGGGGCCUUUGGUGGUUAUUGUGGAUGCUACCAGCUGGCAGGAUUACCUCGGAGGAGUCAUUCAACACCACUGCUCCAGUCGCCAUGCCAACCAUGCUGUACUGAUUGUCGGCUACGAUACCACAGGCGAAGUGCCAUUCUGGAUCAUUCGUAACUCCUGGGGUACGUCCUGGGGUGAUGGGGGCUAUGCUUACGUCAAAAUGUGGGACAACAUGUGUGGAAUAGCUGAUACCGUAGCUGCUGUAUUUCUAUGAGUCGUGUCCAUCGAGUCGUCCACUUCAGAGCCGAUCAUCAGGAAACAAGACAUAGUUUAGAUGUCCAAAAGGAAACAAUGAACUGCUUAAAGUUUACAUAACUAUCUUUUUAUUACAAUUUAUUGAAAAAAGGGAAUCAUUUUCUUGUAUUUUUUACAAUCACUUGUUUUGUUAUCAUUUUUAGCGAUUUCAUAUGUACAUAAUCAGAGCAUUCCUGUAGAAACCAAUUUCCAGGCUGUUCUCCGGAGUUUAAUUGUAUUUGUCUAAGUAAAUCACCAUCUGCUGAAACUAAA